AUCAUUGUUCGAGGGGGCGGGGGAGAGGAGCGCAAGACUGUCAGAGAGAAGAGGAAAUCUAACAAGUGAGAGAACUGUUGCAUUUCGGUAAAGACGUUUACCAGUAGAUUUCAAGAUUAAAUCUACAAAAUGUAUCGUUAGAAUAUUUUAGAAUAUAAAAAGGACGUGAAAAGUUAAUUAGUUAAGUCACUGUCUAUUAGUUAAGUCACUGUCUAUUUGCCUCGGGUGUUGAUGGCCGGGUGAUCUGUUACGCACUGACUGAAGAAAAAAAAACGAUUGGCGCACGACGGCUCAUUGUAGCAGGCUAGCCUUUAAUCAGAGUGAAUAGUUUGUGGUUUACGACAACAUUUUUGGUCAAAUUAGAAAAAAACGGAAAGUGGACUUGCUGUUAGUUUUCGACUUCGUCGGACUACUCUAUAGCUUGACAUCUCACCAAGGCGAAGGUGAGGAGGAUGAGCUGUCCUCACAGAUUUCUCGACCACGUUGAAAGUCUGACUGCACUUGGCUGAGAAAAUCACCAUACCACGUCGUAUCGCAGAUUAUCGACACUUCUAUUGAGCAGCGAGGAGGAAAAGAAUGCUCCUGGCACAAGAUGUCUGAUUCGGAAGCAAACAGUGGAACCUGAGAUAUUCUCUGCUACGACUCAGCGCGCCACAAAAAAACAGAGGAACAAGUUUUCAUGAGGAACAGAACAUUUUCUCAACACUGUGUUUUGAUAAAUACUGACUUAAAAAUAUAUAUAUAUAUAUCUGAGAGGGGAAUGUGUUAGUCUACCCAUGAGGAAAACACACCCAGGAUUAAGCGAAUCUAAAAUACAUAGAGAAAGAGAAGCACAAGGAAAGAGGAAGGAAAAAAUACCAGAGAUUUAAACAUUUUUUUUCAUUCCCUUCCACUGAUCCUUGGACCAGACAAGUGAGUGCCCUUCACUGAAUGCCUUGGGUGAGAUGGACUCCAGUGGGAAUACUGGAGCAGCAGACCCCACCUGACAGCUCUCCAACUGAGAAAUAUAAGGACAUUUCAACAGGAGAUUCUGCUGACAUUUUGUCUGAAAAAUAUUUAUAUUUUUAAAGAACCCUCUAGAACCAUCUACAAUCUACUAUAUUCCAUCCCAGGGAAAACCCUUGUAUUUAUCCUUCCAAAGAACUGGAUGUGUGACUUAGUCCGUUUCAACCCAUGUAUGCAACACGGAGAAGGUGUCCACACUCAACUGGCUGGUUUCACCUCUAGUCCUCCAAAGAUAAUAACAUACUACUUUUGAAAUCAGUGAGAUCUUUACUGAAAAUAGGGAUGAAAAACGUGAAUAAAUAUUGCUUUGCGGAUGAAAAGUCCAAUCUUCAAAAAUAGAUGUGAAGAAAAAGGUGUUGAGAAAUCCAAAGAUAAACCUAGUCAUUUUUGUUAUUAUUUAAUGGAAGGGAAAAACAUGUUUCUCCUCCUGACAUUUGACUUCAACAACUCCUGAGCUUUGUUGUUCCUUCAGUGUCCUAUAGCAUCUCCUUCCUUUCUUUACAUUGAAAUCUCCUGUAUUUCCAGUCUCUCCUCAUAACCCUCUUACCCUUUCACUCUCCCUCAUUUACCCCUUCUUUCCCUUUAUUUGACCUAACUACCUCACCACCUACUCACGGUGUAGAACCUCUCUGCCUCCUCCCCUUUCCCCCUCAGCGCCUCUCUCUCACCAUCUUUCCCCUUAGUCCCGGUUAUCCCAGAGUUCAUUCUGGCCGGCACCACCGUUCCGGCCAAGGGGGAGGAGGACUUCCUUACGCUGGCCGCCACCCGGCUCAGCCGCAGGAAACGUGUCAUCGGGGCAGGAGUGGGCGUGGCCAUGGUGCUGGUGCUGCUGGUUGCCAUCCCCUUAUUGGUUCACACCACCAAAGGGGGCGCGUCUGGGGGCGGGAGCACCCAUUAUGAGAUGCUCGGCAGCUGCAAGAUGGUGUGCGACUCUUUCACCCCCCCACAGGGAAGCCACGAGCUGACUGCUGUCUCCCCCCAACCCCCAGACUUCACUGGGAGAAGGGGCAAAUCUGGGUUUCGUGGGAGCCCUGGACCCCCAGGCCCCCCAGGCCCCAGAGGUCCCCCUGGAGAACCAGGCAAGCCAGGCCCCCCUGGGCCCGCCGGCCCUGGCCCAGGGGGCUACGUCCCCUCCUUCUACAGCCCCAAGAUUGCCUUCUAUGCAGGCCUCCGUAAACAGCAUGAAGGGAGUGAAGUGUUGAGGUUUGACGAUGUGGUGACCAAUGUGGGGAACUACUAUGAACCCAGUACUGGCAAGUUCACCUGCCCCCUGCCUGGCAUCUACUUCUUCACCUACCAUGUCCUGAUGAGGGGCGGAGACGGCACCAGCAUGUGGGCCGACCUGAAGAAGAAUGGACAGGUGAGGGCCAGUGCCAUAGCCCAGGAUGCUGAUCUGAACUAUGACUAUGCCUCCAACAGUGUCAUCCUGCACCUGGACGUGGGGGACGAAGUGUGUGUGCAGCUCGAUGGGGGCAAAGUCCACGGAGGAAACACCAACAAAUACAGCACCUUCUCUGGCUUCCUCAUCUACCCUGACUGAUGGCAUUCAUGCGUUACACAUACACACACAAACAUACAGCCACACAAAACAAAUAAUCUCCCAGGCAAACAUAUACAGCACCUUCUUCAGGAUUCUCAUCCAACCUGAUUCUCUAAACCUCUCUCUCUCUCUCUCUCUCUCUCUCUCUCUCUCUCUCUCUCUCUCUCUCUCUCUCUCUCUCUCUCUCUCUCUCUCUCUCUCUGUUGCUAAACACACACAUUAUUUAAAGAAACAGAUGCAGUGGGAAAAGGAAAAUGUAUAUUUGCUCUGUGUUUUUUAUGUCUAUAAAAGUUUGGAUAGUGGCCAAAACAUAACAUUCCAAACCAAGUGCAGUUAGAAGGCAUCUAAUGUGCAAGUGUGUAUAUAGAAAUGUUAAUUUAAUAUAAACAUCCAUUCGUUUGUCGUGCUGCAGCACCCUUACUUCCCACGGCUAUGGGUCCGCGGAGGUACUGCAGGGGGUCCGUUCGCCUGCAGGUCUAAAGAAAGUAUAUAUUUUACAUUUCUUUUUAAAAUUUUUAUUAAUAUUACUGUGUUGUGUAAUUCUCAUGAUAUCCCUGAAUCACAGAUAUUUAAAUUCAACUAGCAUGUAAGUAUGUGGUGAUAAACAAGAAUUAUGUCAAGACAAAAAAAUAUAUAAUCUUGAUAUUGUGUAUAUUCUUAAAGUUACAUACACUCCCCUCCAAAUGUAUGUGGACAGUGAAGGAUUUUUUGUUAAAUCCAGCAUUUUAGAUUUGAGAUAGAAUGUUGAGAUAGAAUGUUGAGAUAGAAUGUUGAGAUAGAAUGUUGAGAUAGAAUGUUGAGAUAGAAUGUUGUUUCAUGCAAGGCGACAGUGCAGAACGCCACCUUUUAUUUUAGGCUUAUUUUCAUACAUAUCCGUUUUACCGUUUAGAAAUCAAAGCACUUUAUGUAUCAAAGCACUUUAUUUAUCCAUUUGAAUAAGUCAUAAGUAUUUGUACAAAUUCACUUACUCUGUAUUAAAGUAGUCAAACGCUAUAAGUAUUUGGUCCCAUAAUCCUUGCACACAACGACUACAUCAAGCUUGUGACUCUAAAAACUUGUUGUAUGCAUUUGCGUUUGUGUGUGUGUGUGUGUUUUGGAGAGAGAAAAUUGCCCAAUAGGGACUAGAUACAAAAAGUGUUCUCCUUUCUUAACGGUAAAAGAGAUAGCCUAUGCAUGAAAAUGCCCCCAAAUAAAAGAUGACAUUCUGUACUGUUGCCUCAUAUGAAUCAUGUGUUCUCAAAUCCAAAAUGCUGGAGUAUAGAGCCAAAAAAACAGCUUCACUGUCCAAAUACAUACGUAUGGAGUGGAGUGUGUAUAUUCACUUCUGAUGUACACACAUCUGUGUAUAUGAUCAGGUAUGUGGAAGCAUACAUGACUCGCAUGCAUUACAUGCACACACACACACACACACACACAGAAAUGCACACACACACACAGUGAUUAAUUGACUUCCCCUAUCUAGUGUUGCAUUGACAGGAGCUGACCAUUUCGACCACCAGUGUGGAAUUGAGUAAAAUGGUCUCAGAAUGCAGACUGUAAAUCGAACACUUCGAGCUUGGCUGCGGGGCCUCCCGCCUCCCUUCUUCGCUCCGAGAUGGAUUUCCAAUACGGCUGAAGACACAAAACGAGAAAAGUCAUGAAUAUAUUGAUCGGAGCUGAUAAUACACGCAACAUCACGAACAUCAUCCAGUAUGGUGUGUGUGUGUGUGUGUGUGUGUAAAGAUAAGUAUCAUGUUGUUGUUAGUUUUACCCACAUGGCCCCUGGCUACAGCUAUGGGGGGGUCCCCAACACACAGGAUAUAAAUGAUGAGGCUUAUGGCAGACAGAUACACUAUUAUUCCAGACCUUAUGGUGGAUGAUAGAACAUCAUCAUGUUCCACUAAUGAUCCCAGACAUCCUGUGUAAAAACCCUCAACUGUUGGCAGGACUACUAUAGGAUUACUAUUCCUAUAUUCACUUUACAUUCAAUUGAUAACUUAGCAAUUUAAAAUGGGUGUCAAAUGCAUACACAGAGAUGGAGCUUUAGAUCAUACUGGUUAUUUGUAUAUAGAUGAGUCUUCUUUUCUUCAAAGGUAAAGCAGACGGUUUGUUUACAGGGUGGAUAUGGACAUUGAGGAUUCAUCUUGUACAGAACAAGUAGUGUCUUCAAUGGAAAUCUUUGUGUGUUUUAUUGAAUGUACCAUACAUUGCUAAUUGUAAAUUCAAUCCAAAUAUGCAGGUUCAGGUUGAUGCUGUCGGUCAAAGAUGUUAUGCAAACACUUGACACAGUGGCAACGAGAAUCUAUAAUGUUUCACUUGUGUUAUCGAUCAAAAUGGAUUUCAUGGCGAUUUCCGUGUGGCGACAUUAUUAUCUUGUCAUACCAUAACAAAAUACAACCAUCUUUACAUCGAUGUAAAUGCCCUGCCUAGACAAUACCAUGAAAAACACGCAUCUGUUGUUAUAGCAUCAUACAUGUAUCUAAUGUAAGUAGUUGUAUAUGUUACAGGACUUCAGAGGACGGCUCUAUUGUAACAAGUAGUUGUAUUAGGAAAACCACAGAAUAAACCAUUGCUGCUGCAGGGAUGAUACUGCUACUCCAUGUGUGUGCAUUAAUGUUACAACACUGUAUACCGGUGUGUGUCGAGUCUCAGGUCCAACUACAGGACAGAGCUUUGGGCUUGAUCUAGAGACAGAACACUGGUUAUUAUCAAACUGCAUCAGUCAGAUGAAAACAUUAUUCCUGUAUUAUACCUUUAAUGGACAGUAUUGCAACAACCAUCUACCAUCUCAUUUACACCAAAGUAAUGUACAGAUUAGUUUGUGUGUGAGUGUACAUGAUCUCUCUCUGUGUCAUGCUGCAUUCUGCUGUGUUCCCUGGCACUAAACAAUGUUAAAUAACUUACUGUUGAAAAAGAAACCUGAUUCUUGUUUUUGAACAGUAUGAAUUGAUUGUUGUCACUGUACCUUGCAAGCUGAGCUGUGUGUGUAUAUUUUAUGUAUAAUACUAAAAACUCAGCCCUAAGACUAUAUAUAAGACCUCCAAUAAACCAAUGUGAAGACGC
This is a messenger RNA of Oncorhynchus mykiss (rainbow trout), 5587 nucleotides long. It is a transcript of the gene c1ql4b, whose product is annotated as complement C1q like 4b. Gene Ontology annotation, molecular function: protein binding. NCBI's taxonomy places the organism in Eukaryota, Metazoa, Chordata, Actinopteri, Salmoniformes, Salmonidae. The record is from RefSeq and is a predicted model, not a curated record.